Messenger RNA from Heteronotia binoei (common prickly gecko), 2139 nucleotides. Its product is annotated as vomeronasal type-2 receptor 26-like. The coding region runs from base 1 to 2139 and encodes 712 amino acids. Lineage: Eukaryota; Metazoa; Chordata; Lepidosauria; Squamata; Gekkonidae. Gene Ontology annotation, biological process: G protein-coupled receptor signaling pathway. The transcript is spliced from 6 exons. The record is from RefSeq and is a predicted model, not a curated record. Gene Ontology annotation, molecular function: G protein-coupled receptor activity. Gene Ontology annotation, cellular component: membrane.
AUGGAAGUCCAAAGAACCGUACGGAACAGGCUACAGCCGCUCUUCCGCCGCUCUUCAGACCGCGCCGCUGCUCCAAAGCGUGCAGAGCAUGCCGACAACGGCCUCGCUCGCUCACAACGGCCCUCAGUCAGCCUGCAGGUGACUGAUCCGGCCAAGAGCGAUUUUCAACUGCGUCUCACCUACAGUUCUACGUCAUUAAUGCAUGAAACCUUGUCAGGACUUUCCACUUAUCAGAUGGUGCCAAAUGAAGCCCAGCAGUACAAGGGCAUCUUGCAGUUAAUUCUGCAUUUCAGGUGGACAUGGAUUGGGUUUAUUACUGCGGAUGAUGAACGUGGGGAAAGAUUUCAGCAUGCCAUGUUUCCUCUGUUUUAUCAGAAUGGCAUCUGCGUGGCCUUCAUAUCAGAACUCCGCGAGAACUUUAUGAUAAGUUCUUAUUUUGGCAUGAUGGAAUAUGCAUUGAAACAUUAUGGCAUUGUAAUGGAGAGUAAGGCUGAUACGAUUGUUCUUUUUGGAGACACUAGUACUCUUUCAUUUAUAAGAUUGGUCAUAAAACUUUCAGAGGAUGGGUUCACAACAGCAAAGACUAAAGGUAAAGUUUACAUUACGAAUAUUCAGAUGGAUUUUAUAUCUUAUUAUUAUCAAAGAGACUGGGGCAACAUGAUCCUUCAUGGUGCAAUAUCCUUCACGGUUCACACAAAUGAACCUCCAGGAUUCCAUCAGUUUCUUCAGAGCAGAAAGCAUCUUAGGACCAAAGGAGAUGGCUUCAUCAGAGACUUCUGGAAACAGGCAUUCCUCUGUGAAUUCUCUGAGUCACAGGUAAAGAAGGACUUUGAUAAAAAUUGCACUGGGGAGGAGAAACUGGAGAGCCUUCCAGGUGAUGCUUUUGAAAUGUGUAUGACCGGUACUAGCUACAUUAUCUACAAUGCUGUCUAUGCUGUAGCACAUGCUUUACAUGACCUGUAUUCAUCUCCUUAUGGACACAGAAGAAUGCUGAAGAGGAAGAAAUACAGCCUGUUCCAUCAACCGUUAUGGCAGAUAGCCAGUAGUCCUUCCGUUGCAGUCAGUCUUUUUCAAGAAUCGCCCCCACCAGUUAAUUUAAGCAGAUCUCUGUCAAGAACCAUUCACAGCAGUGAAAGCUGCCAUCCUGGUUCGAUGAAGCAAAGGAAGGAUGCGGAGCCAUUUUGCUGCUAUGAUUGUAAACCAUGUCCAAAAGGGAAGAUUUCUAAUCAGAAGGACUUGGAUGACUGUACCCAAUGCGGACAAGAUCAUUAUCCAAAUGUGGGACAAAACCAAUGCAUUCCCAAAUACAUCACGUUUUUGUCUUAUGAAGAGCCACUGGGGAUCACUUUGGUGACUAUUGUCUUUUCCUUUUCUUUCAUCACUCUUUUCGUGCUAGGAAUCUUCAUCAAGCACCACAGCACCCCCAUUGUCAAAGCCAACAACAGGAACCUUACCUAUUCUCUCCUGAUCUGCUUCCUCCUUUGCUUCCUUUGUGCUUUGCUCUUCAUUGGUCAACCACAACUGGUGUCCUGUCUCCUCCAACAAGUCUUUUUUGGCAUGGUCUUCUCAGUUGCCAUUUCUUGCAUGUUGGCAAAAACUCUCACGGUGGUUCUGGCUUUCCUAAGCAUCCAACCAGGAAGCAGCCUGAGGAAGUGGGUGGGGAAAGGAGUGGGCAAUUCAAUUGUGAUUUCCUGUUCCUUUAUCCAAGCAGUCCUUUGUUUUGUGUGGCUGGCCACUUCUCCCCCAUUUCCAGAUGCUGAUAUGCAGACAGAGACUGAAGCAGUUGUACUGGAAUGCAAUGUGGGGUCUGUUACCAUGUUUUACUGUGUUCUGGGCUACAUGGGCUUCCUGGCCAUUGUGAGCUUUAUGGCGGCUUUCUUGGCCAGGAAGCUUCCUGACAGUUUUAACGAAGCCAAAUUCAUCACUUUCAGUCUAUUGGUCUUUUGCAGCGUUUGGAUCUCUUUUGUUCCCACCUACCUGAGCACCAAGGGAAAAUUUAUGGUUGCUGUGGAGAUCUUCUCCAUCUUAGCCUCCAGUGCUGCCCUUCUGGGUUGCAUCUUCGCCCCAAAAUGUUACAUUAUUCUGCUGCGGCCUGAGUUGAAUAACAGGGAUCAUCUGAUAAAAACAAAAGGACAAUAA